This is a messenger RNA of Lottia gigantea (owl limpet), 1470 nucleotides long. RefSeq lists its product as hypothetical. The record is from RefSeq and is a predicted model, not a curated record. The transcript has 13 exons. The coding region runs from base 1 to 1470 and encodes 489 amino acids. Lineage: Eukaryota; Metazoa; Mollusca; Gastropoda; Lottiidae. Gene Ontology annotation, molecular function: oxidoreductase activity, acting on paired donors, with incorporation or reduction of molecular oxygen; iron ion binding; steroid hydroxylase activity.
AUGGUUUUCUGUUGGGUUCUUCUUGCAAACUGCAAAGUAGAUUAUUCUUACAAACUGUAUAAUCAUUUAAUAUUUCAAGAACUUGGUAUUCCAGGACCAUCUCCUAACUUUCUAUUUGGAAAUUUAUUAGAUUUAUGGGGUAAGAAGGGAUUUCAUGAUAUCUACCAGAUUUGGAAUAAAAUGUAUGGCAAGAUAUUCGGAUACUUUGAAGGACCUUCUCCUAUAUUAGUUACAUCUGAUCCAGAUUUUAUCCAAGAAGUUUUUGUCAAACAAUUCCAACGUUUUCAUGCUCGAAAGGUAUCAGAUCCCGAGAAAGACGAACGAGUCCAUAUGUUUUUUGCUAUGGGUGAUAGAUGGAGAAGACUAAGAUCGGUUGUUAGUCCUGCCUUUAGCUCCAAGAAAAUGAGAGAGAUGACGCCUGAGAUAAAUAAAACGAUUGAUGGUUUAUUGAAUACUAUAACAGAAUGCAAAGGGAAAUCGGUGGAUUUUUUAUGUUUAUUUCAAAGAUUAACAUUAGACGCUAUAGUUCAUUGUGCUUUUGGUUUGGAUUCUCAAGCUGUUAAUGACGAUAAAGAACCAUUUUUAACUCACUGUCGUGGAGUAAUAGAAGAUACAACCAAACAACCACUGCUGUAUCUUUGCGGAUACAGAGGUGAGGUCUACGCUGUUCUGGUGAGGAAUAUUAAGUUGACACAGGUCAACUGCAUUAAUUUCUUUAUUUCCAUUCAAUUACAGAGCAGAAAAAAUGACCUGGUACAGUUAUUGAUAAAUGCUCGAAUAAACAAUAUCAACGACCCAAUGUUCAAUAUAAAUGGUAAAAACUUGUCAGACCAGGAGAUCGUUCAGCAGAUGUUGUUAUUUCUAUUAGCUGGGUAUGAAACAACCAGUACAUCACUGUCCUAUAUAUUUCACGAACUGGCUAAUAAUCCAGACAUACAAGAUAAACUAAGAACAGAGAUUAUUCAGCAUUACCCCAAAGAGGACGAUCAACCUUCCUAUGAAAAUGUGCGAUAUCUGAAAUACCUAGACUGGGUUGUCAAAGAAACAUUGCGAAAAUAUCCUUUAGCGAGUGUGAUUGUGGCAAGAAAAUGUAUGGAAACGUGUGUAGUAAACGGAUUAACUAUACCAAAAGGAAUGGUUAUACAGGCAGAUUUAUGGUCACUUCAUAGAGAUAACGAUGUGUGGGGAGAGGGUGAUAUGGAACUCUUCAAUCCAGAAAGAUUCUCUCCAGAAAAUUCAGCUAAGCUACACCCAUGUGCUUGGUGCCCGUUUGGAGCAGGACCAAGAAUGUGUGCUGGGUUGAGAUUUGCUGUUCUUGAAAUAAAAAUGACCAUAGCAGUACUUCUUAAAAAAUUUCGAUUCACUCCAGCAGCUGACCAUCGUUUGGAAAUGUCUGAAGGUGCAACAAUUUCACCAAAAUACGGGGUUCGAUUGAACGCCGAGCUUUUGAUGUCUCAAAAGGUUUCCUGA